Molecule: messenger RNA, 402 nt
Organism: Suillus fuscotomentosus
Lineage: Eukaryota; Fungi; Basidiomycota; Agaricomycetes; Boletales; Suillaceae
Exons: 4
Coding region: 1-402 (133 amino acids)
Source: RefSeq, a predicted model, not a curated record
AUGUCUUCUCAGCAAAUCAAAGAAGUCAAUGAUGCAAAGGAGAAGUGGAACAAGGAAAGUGCACCUGAGGAAAGCCAGGCUAAACACAAAUCUCAACCCCAGAAUGUCAAAAAAAACUUUUCUGUUAGCUCUAACAGUAUCAGAGAGUGGGCUUCGACAGGCUUUGAGUUCUUUGCAGAGUGGUCAAAGGCGGAGCUUUAUCUGAACAGUGAAGAUGAUGAAGUCAAGGAGGUUGAGGAUGACAAUGGGCUACCCAAAGUUGCUCUGGAUGAUGAGGGCUAUGCCAAACUACCUUCUCAUGAUGGUAUCGGACUCAAGGGCCAACAAGAACUGGUGCGAACAAUUUUUCUCGCUUCAUAUAUUGAUCAGUUGGUUUGUAGAAGCUUUCACCCACAGUCGUAA